Molecule: messenger RNA, 2777 nt
Organism: Callorhinchus milii (elephant shark)
Lineage: Eukaryota; Metazoa; Chordata; Chondrichthyes; Chimaeriformes; Callorhinchidae
Product: carnitine O-palmitoyltransferase 1, liver isoform
Exons: 21
Coding region: 156-2474 (772 amino acids)
Biological process (GO): fatty acid metabolic process; carnitine metabolic process
Cellular component (GO): mitochondrion
Molecular function (GO): carnitine O-palmitoyltransferase activity
Source: RefSeq, a predicted model, not a curated record
GGGAGCGGCGGCGGCGGGAAGACACCGCGAGGAUGUGAGGUGUCGAGUCUGGUUCUGAGAGAGGAAGACUUCACUCUGAAUUGAGAAGAGGUUUUGCGAUCGCUCAAUCCGCGGCUGUUUGUGGGGACGCUGCUGUGAUUGGGUAGCGUGAGACCAUGGCGGAAGCUCAUCAGGCCGUGGCAUUUCAGUUCACUGUCACUCCAGAGGGCAUCGACCUCCAGCUCAGUCACCAGGCAUUAAAAGAGAUCUACCUCUCGGGGGUCCGAGCUUGGAAGAAGAGAUGUGCCAGAAUCAGGAACAAUAUUGUGACAGGAGUGUACCCUGCCAGCCCGUCCAGCUGGCUGUUUGUGGCCUUGACUGUUGUCGGCACAAUGUACACCCGGGUAGAUCCCUCAAUGGGAAUGAUCGGCAAGAUUAAGGAACACCUCCCCGUAAAGAGAUGCCUGUCACACCAGGGGCAAAACAUCAUGAGUGCGUUACUGUUUGCCACGGUACUCUGGCUGGCGUUGAUCUACAUGAUGAGACAGAUUCUCAAGACUCUGCUCUCCUACCACGGCUGGAUGUUUGAGGAGCAUGGCAAAGCGUCCAACAUGACCAGAAUCUGGUUUACUAUGGUGAAGAUCUUUUCAGGGCGUAAACCCAUGCUGUACAGCUUCCAGGCCUCUCUCCCUCGACUUCCCGUCCCUACCAUCCAAGACACCAUGCAGAGGUAUUUGGAAUCGGUGAGGCCCCUGAUGAACGACGAGGAAUUCCACCGAAUGGAAGCCCUGGCCAAGGACUUUGAGGUGAAACUAGGCCCCCGGUUGCAGUGGUACCUGAAGCUGAAGUCGUGGUGGGCUACCAACUACGUGAGCGACUGGUGGGAAGAAUACGUCUAUCUGCGAGGGCGGGAGCCGAUCAUGGUCAACAGCAACUAUUAUGCCAUGGACUUCUUGUACGUGACCCCGACUCCAAUUCAGGCCGCCCGGGCCGGGAAUCUGACCCACGCUCUCCUGCUGUACAGGCGUAAGCUCACCCGAGAGGAAAUCAAACCGAGUACACUGCCAGGGUUGCCAGUACCUCUGUGCUCCUCACAGUGGGAAAGAAUGUUCAACUCAACUCGGACGCCAGGGCAGGAGACAGACCACUUGCAGCACCAGACGGACAGCAAGCACAUCGUGGUGUAUCACAAGGGCCGUUACUUCAAGGUGUGGGUGUAUCAAGGCGGCCGGCUUCUCAGGCCUCGCGAGCUGGAGGUUCAGUUCCAGCGCAUUCUCGCCGACACCUCUCUCCCUCAGCCCGGCGAGGAGCACCUCGCUGCGCUCACUGCAGGAAACAGAAUUCCCUGGGGAAAGGCGCGGAAAUCGUUCUUCAGCAACGGGAAGAACAGGUCCUCGCUGGACUGCGUGGAGAAGGCGGCUUUCUUCCUGACUCUGGACGGCGAUAAACCGGGGCUGCAGGUCGAGGACCCUGUAAAAUCACUGGACGCCUACGCCAAGUUACUGCUGCACGGCAAGUGCUACGACAGGUGGUUCGAUAAGUCGUUCACUUUGAUCGUCUUCGAGAACGGCAAAGUGGGGUUGAACGCCGAGCAUUCCUGGGCUGAUGCGCCCAUCAUAGGACACCUCUGGGAGUACGUGUUGGCUACAGACAGCUUCCAGCUGGGCUACAAUGACCAAGGCCACUGUAAAGGGGAUGCGGAGAGCACCGUUCUGUCCCCACAGAGGCUUCAAUGGGACAUCCCAGAGGCGUGUCAGGAAGUCAUCUCGGGUUCGCUGAAGGUGGCGCAGUCCCUGGCCAACGAUGUGGAUUUCCACACCUUCCCCUUCACCAAGUUCGGCAAAGGUUUGAUUAAGAAAUGCCGCACAAGCCCCGAUGCCUUCAUCCAGCUCGCCCUGCAGCUCGCCAACUUCAGGGACAAAGGGAAAUUCUGCCUGACGUACGAAUCCUCCAUGACUCGGCUGUUCCGAGAGGGGAGGACGGAGACUGUCCGCUCGUGCACCAUCCAAUCCUCCAACUUCGUCAGGGCCAUGGAGGACCACUUAUCGGCCAGCGAAUGCCUGAAGCUCUUCCACCUCGCUGCCAAAACUCACCAGCACAUAAGCCGCCUUUCCAUGGCCGGGUGCGGGAUCGAUCGACAUCUCUUCUGCCUCUACGUGGUUUCCAAGUACCUGGGAGUUCACUCGCCAUUCCUGCAGGAGGUACUUUCAGAGCCCUGGAGCCUCUCCACGAGCCAGACACCGUUACAACAGGUUGAACUGUUUGACCUCUUGAACCAUCCGGAAUACAUCUCCUGUGGAGGUGGAUUUGGCCCUGUGGCAGAUGAUGGUUAUGGUGUCUCCUACUUCAUCGUGGGAGAAAACCUCAUCAAUUUUCACAUCUCCUGCAAAGUCUCCAGUCAAUACACGGACGCUCAUCGUUUCGGGAAACACAUUGUGGAGGCACUGAUGGACAUCCUGGCUCUCUUCAAACUGGAUGAAAAGUCCCACAAGUAGUCCUUCCGACGAAUGUGCCCGACACGGAAGCCGAGGGAAGGGGGAGAAGAAAACACAGUGCACUCGGAAGUCCGGCACGCACACGAGGCGAUGAAAAUGUCUCGCUUGUUCCCGCCAGCGCGCGUGUGUGAAGGACCUCAGGUGCCAACGCACUUGUUUUGUUAGGUUUUUUUUGUUUGUUUGUCUGUUUUUCUCCUGUCUCGUUUCGUCAGCGUUUUGAUAUUUAUUGAUUUGCGCUUGUGUGUGGGGGCCGGUUUUAAAUUAAAAAGGAAAAAAGCGAGAGAGAGAGAGAGAGAGAGAGAG